AUGGCUGCUCUCUUUCCAUCCUUCCGCUGCAUCUUCACAAGAUUACGGCCAACUUCCUCAAUCCCCACCAUAGCCUCCUCCUUCUUCUUCACUAAAUUCACAAUCCCACUUUCCAAAUCUGUGUCUUUUUGCCUCUCUCCCCUUUCUACUGCCUCCUGCUCCUCCUCUUCCCCUGCACUCCAUGUUACUACUCACCCAGAAACAACCCUGAUUUUAAAUGCGGAUGAGAGGUUUUUAGGGGAUGGGUUUGGUGGCUUUGGCUCUGUUCAGGAGCCUGCUGGGGAUUCGUCCACCAUAGCUGCCAUUGUUACUUCUUUGGGUGGUCCUGCUGCUGCUGUAGGAAUCGUUAGGUUAUCAGGUCCCUCUGCUGUGGCUAUUGUUGGGCGUUUGUUUCGUCCAAGUUCAAAGAAAAGGAAGACGAGUUCAACAUGGAAGCCUAAGAGCCAUUUUGUACAGCAUGGUGAGGUAUUGGACUCUCAAGGGAAUGUUAUUGAUGAGGUUUUAGUGCUUCCAAUGCUGGCUCCAAAAUCCUAUACUCGAGAAGAUGUGGUUGAACUUCAAUGUCAUGGAAGUGAAGUUUGUCUUCGUCGUGUUUUAAAGGCCUGUCUUGAAUCGGGUGCAAAGCUUGCAGAACCAGGGGAGUUCACACUCCGAGCUUUUCUGAAUGGUCGAUUAGAUCUUUCUCAGGCUGAAAACGUGGGGAAACUUAUAUCUGCUAAGUCAGGGGCUGCUGCUGAUUCUGCAUUGGCUGGAAUACAGGGAGGGUUCGCCUCUAUGGUCAGAAACUUAAGAAGAGAUUGCAUUGAGUUGCUAACGGAUAUUGAAGCUCGUUUAGAUUUUGAGGAUGAGAUGCCACCACUAGACAUUAAUUACAUUAUAAACAAAAUACACAUCAUGUUGCAAGAUGUGGAAAGUGCAUUGGAGACUGCUAAUUAUGACAAACUUCUGCAAUCUGGACUACAGAUUGCAAUCAUCGGUAGACCAAAUGUUGGAAAAUCAAGUCUGCUAAAUGCUUGGAGCAAAAGUGACAGAGCUAUAGUUACGGAUAUUGCUGGCACAACACGGGAUGUGGUAGAAACCAGUAUAUCAGUUCGUGGGAUACCUAUCACCCUUCUUGAUACAGCAGGUAUCAGGGAAACUGAUGACAUAGUGGAGAAAAUUGGUGUAGAAAGAUCAGAAGCUGUCGCCGUUAGUGCUGAUGUGGUUAUCAUGACAGUAAGUGCUCCAGAUGGGUGGACUACAGAGGAUGCCAAUCUUCUGGAGAGGAUUCAAAGUAACAAGAGUGCAUCAGGAUCUACCUCCCCGAUUGUUUUGGUGAUCAACAAAAUUGAUUGUGCUGAAUCCGCCUCCCACAAAUGGGACACAGCCUACCCUUUCCAUAAGCUUAUCUACACCUGUGCUGUCACAGGCCAAGGCUUACCUGAUCUAGAGGCUGCCAUCUCAGAAAUCAUUGGCCUUGAUACUCUUCCAUCUGGAGGACGCAGAUGGACUGUGAACCAGAGACAAUUCGAACAGCUGGUUCGAACAAAGGAUGCUCUCAUGAGAUUGAAGUCAUCAGUAGAGGAGGAAGUGCCGCUGGACUUCUGGACCAUUGAUUUAAGAGAAGCUGCUUUGGCCCUUGGACAGAUAAGUGGUGAAGAUAUUUCUGAAGAAGUUCUGUCCAACAUAUUUGGGAAAUUUUGUAUUGGGAAAUAG
Molecule: messenger RNA, 1695 nt
Organism: Oldenlandia corymbosa var. corymbosa
Lineage: Eukaryota; Viridiplantae; Streptophyta; Magnoliopsida; Gentianales; Rubiaceae
Source: the annotation of a GenBank genome assembly